AUGUAGCUGAUAUAUUUUGGCGACUCAUUAAUUGAAAAUACUGUUCUGAUUAUAGGUUGCACAGGCGAUUUGAUAGCAUUUAUAAUUUGCUACAUAAAGAUAUCUUAAAUAAUUAGAAAAGAUGGACGUCGUCAUAUGACUUUUGUAAAUAAGACCCACUUUUUAAAGUUAUUAAUUGCUGUUUUUAUAACAUUGCUAAAUGCGUUAGGAAUUUUAUUAGAAAUAAUUAUGAAUUAAAAUGUUUACAUGAUGAUCCUCAUACAAUAUUCAAUCUAAACAUUCAUCUGGAGCUUUUGCUUGAUUACAAUCAGAGCAGAAUUCCUCUUUUUAGGGAGAACAACUAUUCACUUAAGAAUAUUUACAUUAAUUGACUUACUUAUUAAUCUAAUUGGAGUUUUAAUAAUGUUUUGGGGGUUGUCUUCAUUAGAAUUUGCAGCUAUUUUUUCAUCAGCAAUUAAAUUUUUAUUUUUCCUAUAUUGCUAAUUAUUUACUAAUGACAUCUAAGAAAGGAGAGAUUUAAAUUCUCCUUUGAUCAUAUCUAAGUAGCCAGUAGUCAAAAAGAGAGUGUUCAAAAAAUUUAAUGGAUAAAGAUAUAAGCCCUUUUAUUAUAAUUCUACAUACGGCGAUUCUCAAGUGUGUUGCUCUCCCCAUUUUGUAAAUUUAACUGAGGAUGAAAGAUAAACAUUCCUCUAGAAAUCAGAAGAAGAUAAAAAAAAUAACUAAAUCACAGAAAUAUUUGUAACAGGAUGGGAAAUUGUUGAAAAAUAUAUUAAUGAAAACUUAUCCUAACCUUGUCUUACUUUCAUUAUUGAGUUCGAAAGAUAAAAUGAAAUAUACUUCACAAAAAGAACACUGAACGAAUUCUUAGAGUUGUUUAAAUCGCUUCAAAAGCAUACAAAAUAUCUCUUUCCAAAGCUAAAAUAAAAUAAACUUGAAAACUAAUCUCCAAAAGAUCUAAUGGAAAUUUUCUCUAAAAUAUUGUAAGUGGUGAAUAUAGAGUAGAUAGGCAAGCAUAUUAACUUUUAACAAUUUUUAAUGCCAAGAGAUAAAUUAGAAGAAUUCAUAGUUAAUUAAGUAGAAACAUUUGCAAAUAAUAACAUGAAUGAAACACCUUAAUCAUAUCAAAAAAGUUCUGAUGCAUCUCAAAGGUUAGAGAGUUUAAGAAGAAAAUGCAGUGCCUCUCCUUAACAGCUAGAUCUUAAUGAUUCAUAAGUAGCUCACACAAUGUCAUUUGGAUAGUAGAAUCUGUAAAAAUAAGUUAGCAUAGAUAUUUUAUUCAGCAAAACAGAUAAUAGACCAAAAUAUGAACAAAUUUGUGUGAUUGACUGGGAUUAUGGUGAACCUGACGAAAGCUUUGUAAUAAUGCAUGGAAAAUCAAAUUUAAACACAGAAAUUGAUGAGGAUGUUUAUUUCUUAAUCAAAUUUAUAAAAUAUAAAAAAAAUAUUCCUUAAUACUAUGUCAAAAGAUCCUUAAAGGACUUUAACUAACUUAGGGAUUACUAUGAGUUAAUUUAUGAAAGCAGGUAGUUCCCCUCAUUGACAUAACCUAAUAAAAGUAUCAACAAUGCAAACAAAGAAAGCUUUAGGCACGAUAGCACUUUCGACAGUUUAAAAAAUUAAAUUAAUUAUUUUUUUGAAUAUUUAAUUUAAAACUAGCUCACAUCAUUAAAUCUCAAAAAGUUUUUAGAAGAAAAUUCUUAAAUUUUAGAUGAAAACGAAAAUUAUAGUAACCAAAAUCUUGAAAGUGAUUCUUCUCAUUUCAUGAAAAAUGGAAAUUUAAAUUGA
This is a messenger RNA of Tetrahymena thermophila SB210, 1785 nucleotides long. Its product is annotated as transmembrane protein, putative. The record is from RefSeq and is a predicted model, not a curated record. The transcript is spliced from 12 exons. Gene Ontology annotation, molecular function: phosphatidylinositol binding. Lineage: Eukaryota; Ciliophora; Oligohymenophorea; Hymenostomatida; Tetrahymenidae.